Messenger RNA from Alternaria arbusti, 2244 nucleotides. RefSeq lists its product as uncharacterized. Lineage: Eukaryota; Fungi; Ascomycota; Dothideomycetes; Pleosporales; Pleosporaceae. The transcript is spliced from 2 exons. The record is from RefSeq and is a predicted model, not a curated record. Bases 1 to 2244 code for a protein of 747 amino acids.
AUGCCGCCGCGACGCGCGAACAAGACGAAGGCUCAGAGGGCCUUCGAGCAGGAGAAGGCCAGGGUCGGGCAGAUCCUGUUUGAACGAGGCGAGGUACCUCCACCGAAAGACGUCUUCGACGAAGCGUGGCUGCGGCAAUGGAACGCCGACGAAGCCCUCUUGGCGCGAAAGCCAGAGAUCCUCCAGAUCCUGCUUGGCCGAGGCGAGGCGCCACCUACGGGUGGCAUGACAAUCCCGUGGCUGCAGACGUGGGACGCUGCGGAAGAUGCUCGCGUCAAGGCCGAAGCAAAACGUGAGGAGCACGCAAGGUACAACGCCAAGCGUAAGGCGUCACCCGAACGUGACAAUCGCCUGCGAGAGGCAAAGAAUGCGAAGCGGCGUGCACAAACGACCGGGGACGCAGGUACUCAACAUGCGGCGGCUCAACCGGUCGUGGCUCAGCCGAUGGUAGCGGAGGGAGACGGCGAAAACCUCCAGGCCCUGAAGGCAGACUUCGUGCGCGUCGCCAAACUGGAAGCCGAAUACGCCAUGUUCUACGGCACCAAGGCAUACAGAGACGACGUUUCUGAUGCCGACGAUGACAACGACGGGCCGCUCCUGGACGACUUGAGCGACGAUGAGGACUUUCCUGAGGCCUCCGAUGAUCUCACAGAGGAUCUCGGCCCUCCUCAGAAGAAGCAGAAAACCGAGGGGCAACAAUCCUCGGUCACAGAUUCAACCAAGAAGCCCGCUGACGAGAUUCGUGUGAAACUUGUUGGUUGGAAGCGAAAGGGUAACGCACGAAAGGCCCUUGCGCAGCAAAGAGCUGCAAAGUUGUCCAGCACGAGUGACUGCGCGAUUUUCGAAGAGAUCGGAAACGGGCUUCAAGAUGAGGACGAAGUCCUUGAUGAGAGUGAGAAGAAGGCGACUGUUCAGAACCUACCACUCAGGUUCCGGAUGAGUUCUGAUCCACGACUGGGAGUUCCCGCGGUCGACGCUGCUGUCGACUUCGAGGACAAGGAACGGCUCGAACGUUUCGAAGAGACCGCCCGCAACAUCAUCCGUUUCCUCAAGACCACCGCCAACGAAUUUUUGGAACUUCCCAAAAGCGUUAAGCGAAGGACAUGGAAACCAAUGGUUUCAGGGAUGCUCACAAUGCUGCGGAACGCAUCUGAGGAAUAUCUGCUAGAAUGUCUUUUCAGCGGCAUUGACGACUCAGUGCGUUCCACUCUCGGAAAGCCUGACUUCACGGUUGACGACCUCGUGAACUUACCUGGAGGGUCGGUCGACCAGAACAUUGAAAAAGGUGUCUACGUCGACAUCUUACACAUUAUGCACGGUAGCCGGCAGAUUCAGCAGCUGUAUGUCGGUGCUGCUACUGGAAAGUUCGGGCUUGCUCAGCGGUGGAAUCAGUAUCUGACGAAGAAGCUUAGCAAGGAGACAGGCAAGCACGCUCUGGAGGUGAUGAAGAGCGAUUCGACUGUAUGCCUUCGCGCUCUUGCACGUUACGGUCAAACUCCAUAUCCAUGGCUAGUUUGUUUGGCGGAGACUUUCUUCAUGCUCUACCUUGGAACCAUCGAGGAUCCUGGUCACCGUCCCGAUCCCGGUCAUUGCAAAGAGCCCUUCAUCAAUGACACUCUAUACAAGAAUGUUCGGGAAUGUAGGCGCUUCGCAGGCCUAACAUCUCGCAUUGCAGUGGGCCUGAACUCGACGUGGUCCCUUUCUCAGGGGUAUCGCUACUGGGUCGCGUACGCCAAAUCGGCUUGCGGCAACUGCUCUAGGAAGAUCGUACCACGAAAAGAUCCGUUGUGGGAACCAAUGGCAUUCGUGUCUAUCAACCCUGAGCGUCCAGGAGAAGAAGUGGAAUGCCGAAACUGCAUGGCGUACCGCAGGAGAAUGGGAGUCAACCGUCCGCUGCGCGAAGAGAAGAAGCUCAUGCAUCGAAAGACCGUACGAACUCCAAAGUUGUGUCAGGGGCCCAACUGUACUAAGGAGUUACUAAUGCCGGGCGAGGUUGAGGUACACUUCCACAAGUACCAAUCCAACGACCAGAGGUCACCAUAUCAAUGUCCGGUGACUGGGAAGCAUGUACCCAGGGUCUUCCAGAAUGACAGGGUGCUCCAAGGCCGCUGCUAUUGGGUAUGUAAUUCGUGCUCAACCAGUAAGAUGGGAUUUGCAUCCCAACUCUCUGGAAAGAGAGUAGGUUACAGCUACGCCGCCGCCGCGUACAAGAAGAGGCAGGCUUCCAGCAGUGAGGCCAGCUAG